AUGGAGGACGCCGAGGUCAUCGAGGAUUGGGACGUCGAGGCCUGUCAAGCAUGGCAGACGAUGGAUGCCGAGGAGGAGAAUGCUGACCGGUUGUCGGAGACCUCAGUGGCCUCCUCAGCUCGAAGGUAUCGCCGUACGCGGAGUCCAAGCUUCCAAGGCCGUCGAGCGACCCCGGCACGGACGGCUCCGUCGCGUACUCUUGCAUCGACUUCUGGCGAAGGCUCGCUGGUACAGCGAGUGCGCAAGGUGGCGCUUCAUUUGCAAGACGUCUCCGGCCGACGAGGAGGUUCUCGACCACCACUCGCUGAGAGAUUCCGGCAUGCGAGAGAACGAGGUGGUCCUUUGGCAGGUUCUCGACCAUCGCUGGCCGAGAGCGUCCGGAACGCGGGAAAGCGGAGCAGUCCAGGUUCUCGACCGUCGCUCGCGGAGAGCGUUCGGAACGUGGGAAAGCUGAACCGGCCAGGUGCUCGACCAGUGCUCGCCGAGAGAGUCCGGAAUGCAGGAAAGCAGGUCAAUCCAGUCGGAUCCGCACCAGCCCGGCAGACGUCACCUGAGUGGUCCAAGCGGCAGCCCUCCAACGGUAGAGAACCGGCAAGAGGUCCUCGUGUCGUUCUACUGCCGAAGGCCAAAGUGAAGCCGGGAAGGCUGGCGGUGCCGUCGGGGAAGGAAGGCGCGGAAGCCUCUCAGAAGAAGGCCAUCUCCGAAGCGAUUUUAAGGGCUUCGGAGGCCUUGCGAAAGCUGGCGGAAAUCGAGACAGGGUCCAAGAGAGCUUCCUGCGCUGCAUCGCGAUCGCGGUCGAGGCAUGCACGGCCAGUAAGGCUCCGAAGCCGCAAUGAAUGCCGCUGA
Messenger RNA from Symbiodinium sp. CCMP2592, 846 nucleotides. Lineage: Eukaryota; Dinophyceae; Suessiales; Symbiodiniaceae. The record is from the annotation of a GenBank genome assembly.